AUGUCGAUGUCGAAGAGCUCGAAGAUGCUUCAAUACAUCAAUUAUCGGAUGAGAGUUACCGUCCAGGACGGCCGUCAAUUGGUGGGCAAGUUCAUGGCCUUCGACCGCCACAUGAACCUCGUUAUCGGAGAUUGCGAAGAGUUCCGGCAACUACCUCCGGCGAAAGGCAAAAAGAACGAGGAGGGCGAAGAAGUCAUUUCAAUGACCGUCGAAGGUCCUCCUCCUCCCGACGAGUCUCGAGCCAAAGGCGCCGGUUCCGUCCAGUCUGGGCCCGGUGUUGGUCGGGCCGCGGGCCGUGGCGUCCCCACUGGGCCGCUUGUUCAGGUCCAACCUGGGUUAGCUGGGCCGGUUCGUGGCGUUGGUGGGCCUGCCCCUGGAAUGAUGCAGCCACAGAUUUCUCGCCCGCCGAUGAGUUAUCCCCAACCGCCAGUUAUGCGGCCGCCGAACCACAUGGGGGCCCCUUAUCCUGGCCAGGCGCCACCUCAAAUGCCUAGGGGCCUGCCCCCACCGCCUCAGUUUGCUCAGCGGCCAGGUGGGCGGCCACCUGGGUCAUACCCGAUGCCGCCUCAAUUUGCACAGAGGCCGAUGGUUCCGCCCCCUCAGAUGAUGAGGGGACCGCCUCCCCGACCUGGGAUGCCGCCUUCCCCGCACCCUGGUAUGAUGCCUCCACCGGGUGGUGGUAUUGCAGUCUAUGGCCCACCUCGUCCUGGGAUGCCACCUCCACCAAAUGCCCCUCCACAAAAUCAGCCACCACAGCAGUGAUUUGGUAAGAUGUUUUGAAAUUCAAUGCGUUUAUUGAAUCUAAUUAUAAUGCACAUUUCUAUUAUCUUUGCUUGAACUUGGCUAAAUGUUGUUGUAAUGCUCUACAUAAUAAUUAAAUGUUUAGACGAUCUCGAGAAUAAGGGAAAUCAAAUCUUCUGUUUGGGUAGCUGGUAGAGAAAUCUUCCCUUAGAUUGUGUGUUUCUGUCCUGUUGGAAUGUGAGAUUUUGAGGUAGUUCUAUAAUUCAUAGGUGCAAUAAAUUAUUGAUAUUAGUGUUGUGAAUGAGGUCAAUGUUUGGUGCAGUGAUUAAAGUAUCGUGUUUUUAAACAUAUCAAGUGUUAAGUGUAUGUUCAAUUCAGUCUGUCUAGCACCCUCAAUGAAUGCAGACUAAGUUGUGUAAUGACCAAUUUAGUGUGCACAAAAUAACCUCAUGAUGCUCCUUUUACUAUUGCCAAGACAUUGAGACAUAUUCUUGAGUUGUUUUAUUUCCUUUUGAGUUCCCUUCAUCUUCUUGUGUAUUCCUUCAUAUUCCUUGUGGAGACUUAUGGAAAAAUAAGAAAGACUGUUAUAAUGUGGUAGAGGUUGAUGCAUUGGACAGCUGGUCCUACUGACUAUGUAAAUUGAUGGUUGGGGGACCACUUGCAUUUAUUCUAGAUGGAAGAUGUUUUUUUUUUAAUUUUUAUUUGAAACACUUUGAAAAAGUACCACAUUGAUACCAUAAAAAUUGAUGAUCCGGGGCAUUUUGGUUUUACCGUUGUUGCAUAGCUAACACUAGUAUUUUGAAGAGUUGUACUAGAUUACGAUUUAUUCAUAGAAUAUUUGUUUUUAAUUCCAAGUCAUAGUAUUUGUUAAGAUUUUGGAUGGUGGUGCUCCCUAUGCCUUUCCAUGUAUGUGUCUCAUUGAUCUGUUCAACAAAGUUUUGGUCUAUGUUUAUGAUUCCAUAACUAAUGUAUCCCCAUUUAGUUGAAGCUUGAACUUGAUGGGGCACCCUUUUUUUCCUGUCAUCUUCUCGGUUUGUUUUUGCCUUCUCUGACUUCUACUUGAAUUUUGUUGCUUUCUAUAAUAGUGAGUCAUAUGACGCAUCAAAAUAAAAAAAGUAAGUCAUAUGCUGGAUGUUGUUAGCUUCAAUGUAUUUGAAUUUUGAACCACUUGGGUGACCUUCUUGGGAUUUGCAUUUGGUGGGUUGUAUUUCAUUUCACAUGGAAAGUUAUCUUUCAUUAUAUGAGUGAUUUGAAAAUGAAAAUCUUGCCGUACCCAAAAAAAAAGGAAAACCAAUUUUCAAAUGUAAAAAGAAAACAAAAAGUAGAGGCCAAAUGUAAAGUUUUGGAAAUUUUGAAUUAUAUGUAACCAUAUAUUAUUUGAAUUUUUGUUUAGUUUUUUGGUCGUUAGAGAGGAUAUUGGGUCCCUUAAUCUAUGUUAUCAAUGGUGUGGUUCAAACCAAAGUGCUUGCUCCUGUGUAGUCCUGCCUUUAUAGGAGUUUAGGCACUAAAGUAGUAUAAGAUUAGAAGAAAUUGAAAAGUAGAUGAAAACUACUAGGGGUGACGAUUUUUGAUACGACACGCGAAAUCGACACGAAAUUAGCAGGUUAGGGUUGAUUGUUUUUCGACACAAACCCGUAAAUGACACGACCCGUUAACACGAAUAAUAUAAUGGGUCGAGUUAUUGUAAAACACGAAAUUGACACAAACUAGUAUUAUAGCAAUAAAAUGUUAAUAUUUAUUAUA
Messenger RNA from Ilex paraguariensis (yerba mate), 2484 nucleotides. The record is from the annotation of a GenBank genome assembly. NCBI's taxonomy places the organism in Eukaryota, Viridiplantae, Streptophyta, Magnoliopsida, Aquifoliales, Aquifoliaceae.